Nerophis lumbriciformis (worm pipefish) is the source of this 6092-nucleotide messenger RNA. RefSeq names its product nuclear factor of activated T cells 5a (gene nfat5a). Gene Ontology annotation, biological process: cytokine production; calcineurin-NFAT signaling cascade; regulation of transcription by RNA polymerase II. Gene Ontology annotation, molecular function: transcription factor binding; DNA-binding transcription factor activity, RNA polymerase II-specific; RNA polymerase II cis-regulatory region sequence-specific DNA binding. Lineage: Eukaryota; Metazoa; Chordata; Actinopteri; Syngnathiformes; Syngnathidae. The record is from RefSeq and is a predicted model, not a curated record. Gene Ontology annotation, cellular component: transcription regulator complex.
UGUGUGUGUGUUGGUCCCAACGGUGCACGUCGUGUUUCCUUCCACAGUCUCAGCGUGAUGAGACGUGCUAGUUAACGGUUUUUUUGUGUGGUUUUUUUUAAUAUUCGCUAUGAAAAGUUUUGCAUUUUAACCCGCUUUUUUUAAACAUUGUUUCAAUGCCGUUUUGUCUAACAUUCCGCUCCAGAGACGCAGCACCAUCUGCAGAGCGAGAGGGGGGAAAAAAGGCGACUUGGUCGGCGGUGAAGAGUGUCCGCCUCCCCUCCAUGAAGCGCGGCGAUGCCCUCUGAUUUUGUGUCCCUCCUCAGCUCCGACCUCGACCUCAAUUCACCAAAGUCUCUCUACUCUAAAGGCGGACACAUCCCCCUGGCAGAGACAACUUCCUUAAGAGAAUUCUGCUAUUGUUACAUGAAACCAUACUCAGAGUCCGUAUAUGACCUCCUCCCCAAAGAGCUCCAGCUCCAGCAGUCGUCCGCCCAGACCGACCCAGCCGCCAUGAGCCAGAAGAGCGGGGGAGAGGCGGGGCCUCCUCCCUCGGCAGCCUUGGCUUCAGAUGCCUCAUCUUCCACCUCCAGCCCCUCCGCCUCCUUAGCCAUGGGAGCCCCACCAUGCUCUGGCAUCAUAUCCACUGGCCCCGCCUCUUUGACCUCAGACCACCAUAAGGCCCCCCAGCAUCUUCACUCUACUGGAGGGGAUGGAGCUAUAGCUUCAGAAGUCCUAGUCAUGGAAGGAGCAGUGUCUGCUACUAGUAGGAGCAACAGUGGAGCAAGCGCUGCAGCAGGAGAUGCUGGGUCAGCGGUCUUGUCAGGGCUAGGAGUUCAGCAGCCUCAGAACACCCCAUCAAAGCGGAGGCCUGUAUUAAGCAUAUCCCCGCCACCUGAGGACCUGUUUGAUGAUAGUCAGAUGUCCUGCCUAGAAGAGCCCCCCGUAGCUGGAGCGCCAGGCCCAGACUCUGAGCAAAGUCAAAACAGCAUGUGGGCUGAUGACUCCGUCUCCAACUUUAGCUUAGCCAGCUCCUUCUCCUACAACGACAACACGGAGGUGCCACGCAAGUCGAGAAAACGAACCCCUCGCCAACGACCCGGCCCGAAGGCUGCUCCCCCUGAGGACAGCAUGGACGUGUUUGAUGCCGACAGUGCCAAGGCACCUCACUUUGUCCUUUCCCAACUGGGCCCAGACAAGACCAGUCCCAUGACCGGCUCUCUUGAGCCAGGCACGGCAGUGAAGGGUGGUUCGCUAUUUACCCAGUACCCCCCAAGAAGCAAUGGGAAAGAAUUACAUAUCCUGGUGCAACCUGAAACCCAGCACAGAGCUCGCUAUUUGACCGAGGGCAGCCGAGGUUCUGUCAAAGACCGCACACAGCAGGGAUUCCCCACCAUCAAGUUGGAGGGUGUUAGCGAGGCGGUUGUGCUGCAGGUGUUUGUGGCAAAUGAUGCAGGCAAAGUGAAGCCGCAUGGUUUCUACCAGGCCUGUAAAGUGACCGGCCGCAACACCACCGCCUGCACAGAAGUGGACAUUGAAGGCACCACUGUUAUUGAGAUCUCUCUGGAGCCCAGCAAUGACAUGAAACUUGCGGUGGACUGUGUUGGAAUUUUAAAGCUACGCAAUGCUGAUGUGGAGGCACGUAUCGGUGUAGCAGGAUCUAAAAAGAAGAGCACCCGUGCUCGGCUGGCCUUUAGAGUCAACAUCCCUCAGACCGACGGAUCCAUCCUUACGCUACAAGUCCCCUCGUCGCCCAUUCUGUGCACCCAGCCAGCAGGAGUGCCAGAGAUCCUAAAAAAGAGUCUUCACUGCUGCUCUGCGAGAGGAGGGGAGGAAGUUUUUAUUAUCGGAAAGAACUUUCUCAAAGGAACCAAAGUCAUUUUUCAGGAGAACAUUGGAGAUGAUAGUUCCUGGCGAGCUGAGGCCAAGAUAGACAUGGACCUCUUUCAUCAGAAUCAUCUGAUUGUGACAGCCCCUCCAUUCCAUGACCAGUCAAUAACUGCCCCUGUUUCCGUGGGAAUAUUUGUGAUGACCAAUGCUGGUAAAUCACAUGAAGCCCAAACAUUCACCUAUACUCCAGACUCAGCUGAUGACGCAGACAACCGAACUGUAAAAACAGAGGCUACUUCCUUUACGACAUGUAUAUUUAAUAGUCCGAUCAAAUCUGGUUCUGACCAAACGGAAUGCUCUGGUCAGCCGACCAAACGAGAAGAGGACACACCAAUGGAAGUUUCUAGCAAUCAACCGCCCUCAAAUGUCUUCAAGCAAUCUGCUGAUCCAAUUGUCACAGUGCAGCAGACACUGGAACUCAGCUCCAGCCCUAAUUCAGUUGGGGAGUCUUUUCAGAGCUCAAUCCCCCUUCAACCUGAAGACGUGGAGCUUCCCCAAGCGCCCCCUGUGUUCCCCACCCUCGAGUCUCUCAACUCCAUACAAAAGCAAGACAUUGCCCCAGCCACAUCCUUCCCAAUGUCAGGAGAUCCAACAAUCCCUCCUGUGACACCAGAAGUUCCCCAGCAGUUCCUCAGAGACCCUCAGGAAAGCCUGCCUCCUGAACAUUCUAACAGUGGUGGGGUUGUUGUUGUAGCUAUGCCCCAAAUAGCUGCACCCUCUCAGCCCCAGGCCCAGCAGUCACAGGUUUCUUUAUAUGCCCAGGAAGGAGUUGCCCAGCUGGAGAGGGCUGUAAGAGAGCUCCAGGCUGGAAGUAAUACCACACUCCAGCAGGUUUUAGAGGCAGCUGUAGUCCAGCAGCAGCUAAAUUCUGUGCUUUAUAGCUCCACGCCCUCUGCUGAAUCCCUUCAACAGCAUGUCCAAGAAAACAUGAACAGCCUUCGGUUGGGAACUACCGAUAAUUCGCUGUCGCAACAGCAACAACUGCAGAUGCAGCAGCAGCAGCAGCAGCAGCAACAGCAGAUUCAACAGUUUCAACAACACCAACAACAAAUGCAACAGCAUCAAUUUCUUGGUAAUCUUCAACAACACCAUCUGCAGCAGCAGCAACAAGUCAUCGGAAACAUGCAGAUCCAACAACAACUUAUACUACAGCCGCAAGACCAACAACAACUACAACAGCAACAGAUGCUGGAGAACAUUCAACAACAGCAACUGCAACAGAAUCAGCAGCAACAAGUCAUGAAUAACAUCCAGCUCCAGGAUCAGCAACAAAAUCAAAUGCUGAGCAGUUUACAACAACAUCAACUACAACAGCAACAAAGCCAGGCUUUGAGCAAUCUCCAACAGCAGCAGAUGCAGGAACAGCAAGUGUUAGAGAACCUGCAACAGCAGCUGCAGGCCGAGUUGUUCCAACCACAGAUCCAUUCCUCCCCCCAGGUGCAGCAGCCGGUCUCCCUCCUUCAGCAAGCUGGUGAGAUGCUCACCAUCCAAACCAGCUUCCCCACCCAGCCCCCAUCUCAUACGUCCCCUCCACAGCAACUCUUCCAAUCCCCGAGGCCCAUAGCGGAGACACAGGGCUCCCAACAGCAGGUCCAAGCUGCCUUGCUCCAGAAUACACUCACGGUUUUAACCAGCGGCAGCCUCGGCCAAGAACAGCAGUACCUUUCCCCGAACCCUCAAUCCCAACAGCAGCAGCAGUUGACGUUCAUCUCCACCAUGGAGACGUCUUCUAGCCAGUCUCAGCCGGUUGCCAUGUUUCAAAACCAACCUCAAGCUUCACUUUCUCAAAUGCAGCAACAGAGCACCCCCAUGGAACAACAACAAUCUCCACAACAAAAUCAACAGCAUUCACCCCAAAUCACGAUUGGGCAACAGGGAUCCUUGUUCCAAAGCAUACCCAACCACUCCCAACCUAACCCCAUUCCUCAGAGCCAGCUCUCCCAAGCACAGCAGACAGGUCUGCUCCUCUGCACAACUGAUCUAGACCCACAGGCCAUUCCCCAAACGAUACUCUUCAGCACCCAGACCCAGGGUCCUUCCCAGAUGGGUAGCAUCACUGUUGAAAUUCCCCAGCAGGAGCCAGCAGAACCUAUGUCUUUCCAGGAUCAGACAGCCGCACAGAACCAACAGCGGGGCCUUUUCCAGGAACAGCAACCAAUGCAGGUGGGCUCAACUCGUGGUUCACAGGAGCUGAACAAUCAGGCGGCGCCACCGAGCACAACCAUCUUUGUGGUCCAAGGGGCUGUGGGCGUGGUGGACAACCCUGGCCAGCAGCCCCCAGAGCAGCUUUUCCAGACAAAUGUGACUGACAACGUGGCACAGCGAGGACCAGCCAACCUGUUUGUGUUUGGCAUUCAGAAUGACACUCCCCUACUCCUUAACUCCCCUGGAUCGACCCUUCCAGUUCCCAGCCAAGCCCAGAACUCGGGUCACAUCAUGGAACAGCCCAUGGCCCAGGGUGCAUCCCCGAUGGCGCCCAACAUGCACAGCAGCUUACAGAGCAGUCUUCAGGCACAAAUGCAAUCCAGUUUAGAAAGUGCAAUGCAGGACGCCAUGCAGACCAACGCCCAGGUGAGCCAACAGCAGGCCGCCGUCGACGCCAGCCUGGCCACUCCCAUGCAGACCAAUCUCCAGAUACGAAGCUGCUUACAGAAUACACUGCAGGGCUCCAUAUCGGCGACAUCCAACAUGGGCAAAAUCGAGGACCUACUGGAAAGCCUCCAGAAGCAGUGAGGAGGUGCGCAGACCACAUGGAGAGAAGGUGACAUGCACUCCUAACGUCAACAAGACAUUGGUGUUUGGUGCCAGAAAAAAAAAGUCUCUAUUUAAGAAUUAAAUGCCCCUUUGACCUAAAACCCCCAAAUGAUGAGCUUAUGUAACUCAUUUUUAAUAACUAUUUAUGGUAAAUUAUAGCCUUUGUAUAUCCAUUGUCCUUGAAUUGACGAUCUGCCUUUUGUUAUUACCCUCUUGCAGGAUCAAAGAGGCCUGUAAUAACUGCUUUAUCCGUAAGUCUCGAAAAAGAUGCAGUGUUGUGUUUUCAAGAGUGUUUUACUAAUGUCGGGCCCACGAGCGGGGCCAACCGACCAGGUUUUUCCCUGGAAGGAGAGAAACAGAAUGUCACUGACUGAAGCAAACUUGAUGUGUGCCGAGCGGGCGGUCAAACAGUUAGCCAUGGAUUCAACGUCCAACUGCAGAAAAAUGUCGGGCUGAAUCUCAUUUUUGGAGUGUGUAGAGAACUCUUUUGUGACUAUCGUGUGCAGCUUGUUUUUGUUCCGAAUUACUGAACUCCGCUAACAUUUAAAGGCUCUUAUGUUGUGCACAUUUGACAGGAGGGCACUUUCAAGAUGGUUCAGAUCUAUCAAUCUCGAAUAUAUUUGUUAUUGUUGGUGUGCUUUCAAGUGUAACACUCCUGAAUGAGAUUGAACCUGCGUAAAUACUGUGACUUCUCUCUGUUUCCAUGCGUGCAGGCCUCCAAAUAACUAUGAAGUUUGUUGUACCUUUUUGUCUUUUGAAGGGAAACCUUUACCGAGUCAAUGUGGAUAGAAACUUUACACUCGUGAGUGUCGUGUGUGAUUUUAUAGACAUUUUAUCUCAAGCACUUUAUAACCUCUUCUGUGUAACCAGCUAAUCCAUCCGUCCACACCUGCGUUUGUACACAGAAGCAUCCCUUAACGGCAGAGAAAAGUAACACUAAAUGUGUUCUCUCUAUACAUGGCAGCCAACAAUUGUUGGUCUUCUCAUGCCAAAAGCCAGGCAACUUUCUAAGAAAACUUUGCUGACAGCUGAAUUGUUGUGUAAGCACCGAGGAGUUGAAGGGCCACACUGGAAAGAAAAACAAAACAUUACCAGGAGAAAGUUGCAAUUUUUAGGUGGGAAAGCACAACAGAACAAUUACAAGACAAAAGUGAGACUACUGGAAUCCGGGAUGGGAUGAUAAAUACAGAAAAGAAAAGGAAAAAAACUCUAAUAAUUUUACAAGAACAAAUUUGGGGGAAGGAAGUCAUCAUUUUAUGAGAAUAAAUCUGUCAUAAUAGGUCAAAAAUACUGAUAAAACAGAAUAAAUACUUUUUUUUUUUAAAUGCUGUUUUACCUUUUUCAAUUUGUAAUGAGCAAAAUAAAGUUGUUUUAUGAGAAAGGGGAGUUAUUAUAUGACGAGAAAGAACUUCUAAUGUUAACAAGGAUUAAAUUGUAAUAUUUGGGAAAACCUUUGCAAAUUUGGGUUA